UCCAAGAAGUGGGGCACUAGCAGAAAGUGUCCACUGGCAUAGUGAAUCUUCGUGUUUGUUUGAGAGAAAGAAACUGUUGUCACUGGAUUACUGUCCCAGAUCCUGCCAUGGGUGUUACAGCUGUUUUUAUACUCAGCAGUCUUGGCUUUGCCAUAAUUGCUGAAGCGCAAGAUUGCUCCAAACCUGCUGCAGGACUCAACAUGAAUUUGAGGGAUGAAUACAUUACUCGGCAAACAUUUGCAGAUGGGAGCAAAGUUUAUUUUGCCUGUAAUCCUGGCUACACACCUGCUAGAGGAUCUGCAUUUAUCACAUGCACUGCUGGCACAUGGAGUACUGUGCAGCUGCAAUGUGAAAGGAAAACUUGUGGCAGUUUGGGAGAGGUGUCUAAUGGUCAUGUUGAUUAUGACGGAAUUGAGUUUGGUGAUACAGCUACGGUCACUUGUUACCCGGGUUACAUGCUGGUUGGGAGAUCGAGUUUUAGAUGCGAAGUCAACGGAUGGUCUGGCAGGUUGGCAACAUGUGACGCGGUGAUGUGUACCACACCAGCACCAGUUGCAAACGGCACAUUUGAUCCACACAAAGAUUUCUAUCUUUUUGGAGAAGUUGUGCGGUACUCCUGCAGCAAAGGAUUGGUACUUAAUGGAUCAAAAGACAUAAUGUGCUCUAAUGAAGGGGAAUUCUCUCCUUCUCCUCCAAACUGUGUCACACAAGAUUGCUCCAAACCUGCUGCAGGACCCCACAUGAAUUUGAGGGAUGAAUACAUUACCCAGAAAACAUUUGCAGAUGGGAGCAAAGUUUAUUUUGCCUGUAAUCCUGGCUACACACCUGCUAGAGGAUCUGCAUUUAUCACAUGCACUGCUGGCACAUGGAGUACUGUGCAGCUGCAAUGUGAAAGGAAAACUUGUGGCAGUUUGGGAGAGGUGUCUAAUGGUCAUGUUGAUUAUGCCGGAAUUAAGUUUGGUGAUACAGCUACGGUCAGUUGUAACCCGGGUUACAUGCUGGUUGGGAGAUCGAGUUUUAGAUGCGAAGUCAGCGGAUGGUCUGGCAGGUUGCCAACAUGUGACGCGGUGAAGUGUAUCACACCAGCAGAAGUUGCAGGCGGUGCAUUUGAUCCACCCAAAGAGUUCUAUCUUUUUGGAGAAGUUGUGCGGUACUCCUGCAGCAAAGGAUUGGUACUUAAUGGAUCAAAAGACAUAACCUGCUCUAAUGAUGGGAAAUUCUCCUCUUCUCCUCCAAACUGUGUCAAGGUUGAAUGUAAAGAUCCUGUAAUUGAAAACGCUGUCUUUGAAAGUGGUUCUCGGCCUCCACACGGAUACAUGGCUACAGUGACCUACAACUGUAAAUCUGGAUACGUAAUGCAUGGACCCAAUUCUGUGACAUGCAAUAUAACUAAUCAGUGGUCACCAUUAUUACCAGUAUGCAUAAGUAAAAUGAUAACUCCUGUCCCCACUGCUACUUCUGCUACUAUCACCACCACAAAAAAACCUAAAGGUGUGACAUCUACCCAAACUCCAACUUCCAACUCCCCAGGUGAGGGUGAUGCUCACUCUCCGACAUGGAUUAUUAUUGGAGUUGUUCUCAUCUGCAGCUGCCUCAUUGGCAUUAUUAUAUUCUUCAUCCGAAAGAAACGCAGUCGGCGAAACCGUAUUGUCAAAGAUCCUGCAAAAGAUGGCGAGGAUGUAGCACUCUCGUAAGCGUCACUGUUCUGUUGGUCCAAAACUCCUGCAUGUGAAGAUGCUACCUUGUGGAGAGGACUAUCCCCGGACCCAUCUGUGAAUGGAAACGAUUCCACAGAAAAAUGAGGAAAUUUCACAGUUUCUUCAGAGUAGUCAGUCUGUAAUUCAGACUUUGCAAUUUAUUCUCGCUUGAUGCUUCAAGCGCCUGGUCAUUUGUAUUCACUUGCUACCUGUUUUACUUUUUUGGAACAUUACUGUACUCUACAUUGAUUUGGAAUGUUUGCACUACAACACAGCUCAAGCUGAAAUAUUUGAUCUAAUUACAAAAACAAAAACUUCACCUUUUCUGUAGCUGUAAAGAUAACAGGAGUUUUUUGUAAUUGUAGAAAAGACUCCUAGCUGUUUAAACAACUUAGUCUUACAGUUCAUUAUUUAUACAGAUCAGAAAUUAGUGCCUAGCAAAGUUACAUCUUAUGUGCCUGUAUGCAAAAAAAAAUAAAUGCUUUACUUUGUAUGUGUGUUUGAGUUGCUAUAAACAAUUUCCUGUUUAAAUCAUGUUCUUAUCAGUAUCAACCAUUGAACAGUUUUUGUCUUUUUAGUGUCUUUUUCUUUUUGUUUGUUUUGCUUUAUAUUAUUUCAUAGAUAAAAAUACCACUUUAUUUUUUUCUCAUCUGUAAAAUUCAGUUUUCCUUUUACAUUGCUAGUGAUGCUAAAACUUUUUUAGUACCAAAAACUGUUUUUUACUGUGGUUGUAUACAUUUGUAUUGAAGGUUGUCUCAGUUAUUUAAGUGGAUGAUGUCUAUAUGAUUUCAUAUUGUUUGGAGGCAGUUGUCUAAUUGUGUGUGUGUGUGUUUUUUUUUUAAAUUAAAAUAAAUGCUGAAAACAGAA
Xiphophorus hellerii (green swordtail) is the source of this 2564-nucleotide messenger RNA. Its product is annotated as complement decay-accelerating factor-like. Bases 108 to 1694 code for a protein of 528 amino acids. NCBI's taxonomy places the organism in Eukaryota, Metazoa, Chordata, Actinopteri, Cyprinodontiformes, Poeciliidae. The record is from RefSeq and is a predicted model, not a curated record. The transcript has 17 exons.